CACGAAUUAGAGCCGGUUCCCAUAUAGCUGGAAAUGGCGCCUGUGACGCAAACAGAUCAGGAUCUGGAAGGCGUGCCAAAGCAUGCAUCCAGGGGGGAAAGGCACCAGCAUACCGAGCUGCCACCGUCAUUACAGCGGAUUGUAGCACAGGAAGAAGAAGAUGAGAGCAUCUACGGCGAGUAUUGGGCGAAAGAGUACAAUGAGCCUGUCCCACCCGUGCGCUAUGCAGCAUACACGUCAAGACUUCGGACUCUCGCCAUUUCGCUGCAGCGAUACGUCGCAUACACUUCCAACAUCAGCGAUUCCAUCGGCCCUUUAUCCAGCCCUUACAUACUGACCGGGGCACAUGCUGUCUCCUGGGGGUACAUUCUAUGGGAUGCUAUUCACGAGUCUCGCAAGGCAUCCCACAAAAUUCCACAUUUUGAUGCGGACGCCGCGGCUCACCCCCGAGUAGCUGCUCUUUCGAAGGAUUAUCGGCUUGUUGGCGUCCAGCGCAUUUUAUUUCACAGUCUGGCUAGCAUGGCGCUCCCUGCCGCCACAAUCCAAAGUGCCAUGAAGUGUGCCAGCUGGAUGAUGAAAGACGUGAAGAGUAGACGUCUUCGGACGACUGGCACCCUGGGCCUUGGGUUAUCUGUAGUACCAUUCUGUCCAUAUAUUUUCGACAAGCCAGUGGAGAAAGUGCUGGACUGGGCCUUUGCCAAAGCACUUUGAUCAUUGGGCGCCUGAUGAGUGUCUUGUAUAUACAUAGCAGUUUUGUUCGACCUUCGCAGGUUAUAUCCACAUUGGCUACCGACUCCACCCGUCGCACUUAUUCCGCUAGCAUAUCUGCUAGAACAUGAGCUUGACUCAGAUGCAGGUCCUUAGUGGCCGUCAUCAGAACCAGCUGUCCGCUGUGGUGUAGAUUCUGCAGGUGUUUGAAAGCACUUGCGGGUUCCUCGUCGUGGAGCUCGUCCCUAUACCGGCUGGCGAAUUCUUCGUACUUGUCUGGGUCAUGCGCGUACCAGUGUCGUAGUUCUGUCGAUGGAGCGACUUCCUUGAGCCAUUCAUCCCACGGUGCCUCGUCUUUGCGUUGACCGCGAG
Aspergillus versicolor CBS 583.65 is the source of this 1080-nucleotide messenger RNA. Its product is annotated as mitochondrial fission process 1 family protein. Gene Ontology annotation, cellular component: mitochondrion. Bases 34 to 711 code for a protein of 225 amino acids. The transcript has 3 exons. Gene Ontology annotation, biological process: mitochondrial fission. Lineage: Eukaryota; Fungi; Ascomycota; Eurotiomycetes; Eurotiales; Aspergillaceae. The record is from RefSeq and is a predicted model, not a curated record.